Messenger RNA from Microplitis demolitor, 882 nucleotides. RefSeq lists its product as uncharacterized. The record is from RefSeq and is a predicted model, not a curated record. Gene Ontology annotation, biological process: regulation of synaptic transmission, cholinergic; positive regulation of voltage-gated potassium channel activity; sleep. The transcript has 3 exons. Bases 179 to 664 code for a protein of 161 amino acids. NCBI's taxonomy places the organism in Eukaryota, Metazoa, Arthropoda, Insecta, Hymenoptera, Braconidae.
UUAUUUAUUAGUCAGUCAGAAGUAAAUAGACGCCACAUUUUUAUGGGCGCGACCAUUGACUUAUUUAUUAAUUAUUUAUUAAUUUACAAAAUAAUUAUCGUGUGUUCAAUGACUAAUUAUUAUUAAUUAUUGAUUAUAAAUAAAAAAUAAAAGGAGAAAAAAAUUUAUAACCGCAACAAUGAAACAAAUAUUUUUUUUGUUAUUAAUUAUUGGACUAUUUUAUAAACAAGUAUCAGCUGCUGGUGGAUGGCUACUGUGCUACAAAUGUAACAGUAAUCAACCAGGAUGUGGUACUCCACUUAAUUGGUUAUGGUACUGGGGUGAAUACUGUCCAGAACCUGAUGACGUAUGUGUCAAAGUCAUCGAACGCAAAGGAGCUGAGACAUUAAUUACACGUGAUUGUUUGAGUACAUUGCGAGACUUUCGUACUGAUAUACCAGCAGAUCACUACGAAGGAUGUCGUCCAGCAGCAAAAGAUGUCCGACUUGGACACUUUGUAAACAACACGAUCAAGGAACUCGAUAUCCAUCGCGAUUACUAUGACGAAGUUAACUGGUGCUUCUGUUAUUUCGAUAAUCGAUGCAACUCCGCCACCUCGUUAUCGAUUACUCAGUCUAUUAUUCCUUUAGCUUUUUUUAGUUUUAUAUAUAAAUUUAUUUUAUAAAUAUUUCUGCCUAUCGAUUUAAGAAAGUCCAUUUUGUUAAAAAAUUUUUGAGAUUUUAUAAUUUUAACUUUUUUUAUAAAUUUAAUUACAAGUACAAUGAUACCGUCCAAUUUAAUUAAAUAAGUGUAACAAGAUUAAUUAUGAUAAAAAAAAUCUCGUCCAAAUGUAAGAAUUUUAUAUAAAUUUAUAUAUAUACAAAUAUAUUUUUAAAUGUUAAC